AUGCCAAAGAUAUUAGAAAGCAUUUCUCUAACAUUGUUAAAAUUAAAAAAUGAAUUAGUGUAUCAAAUAGACAUAUUUGGUCAACUUCCAAGUUUUACAGUUCUCAAUAGAAGUAAAUACACGUCCAAAUUUGGAUUUGUAAUGUCAAUUUUGAUUGGAACACUAAGUGCAUACUAUUUGAUUACUGAAAUCAAUUCUAUGAUUUCAAAAUCGAAGCCUUCGAUAUAUUAAACAGAAAUUCAAGUUUUAGAGACAGAUUCCUAUUAUCUUCAUAAUGAAAAUUUCACCUUAGCAAUAUCAAUCGCCAACCGCUUUUCCGAGCCGUUGAUUGGAAUCAAUAAAUACUUUAAUUUGAAUGUGAGUCAGUGCAGUAGAGAAAGGAUAAGAAAUCCAUCAACAGGAAAUAUAACAGUCUCAUUGAAGUGCAUUGAAAUGCCAAUAGAGCCUUGCAAUAUGUCGCAUUUUACAACUGACCUUUAAAAAGAAUACUUUAAGACGAUAAGAUUUGGCGGAGUUCAAUGUAUUAAUAGAGAUUAUAUAAAAACAAAUCCCCCAGUUUUAAAAGGCUAAUUCAAUGCCUUGGAAUAUAAAUAUUUAUAUAUAUAAUUCACAGCUUGCCAGAAUACUAGUACUUUUCAGGACUGUGCUCCUUAAGAAGAAAUCUAAGAUAUUUUGUAAGCAGGCCAUUAUAAUGUCUAUAAAAGUGAUUAUUUAGCCUAGCUUGAUAAUCCUGGAGAACCAUAUAAAUAAAUUAUUACAAAUGAGUUCAGCGGUUUUUCUUAUAGCACAUCAAAAACGAUUGUGUAGUCAUAUAGAGUUGUUCAGACUACCACAGAUGAAGGGUUAAUUUGGGAUGUUGAAAAUGGUUAGUAAAAUAUUCAACAAACAGAUUGGAGAGAAAUAUCAGACUUUUAUAACUAGUAAUAUCUAAUUCUGCACUUUAUCAGGUUAGACUUCAAAUAGACUAAUAAUAUCAGAACAUAUAUCAAAUUGUAAACUAUUUUAGGAAAACUUGGAGGUAUUUUGCAAAUCUUUAUAAUAAUUGUUGCUUUAAUAUCUAAACCUAUUAUAGACAAUUUGAUGAAGCUUGAAAUAGCAAAUUCUCUCUACAGAUUUUAAGGCGUAUAGGAAAAACAAAUCUAACCUCCAACUCAAGCCUAAAUUAUUUAGACGGAUAGGGAGUUCUCAUCACCAAUCAAUUUGAAUAAUCAUCCUAUUGAAAAUUUAAGUAUAGACUGUAAUUAAAAGCUAAAUCAAUCUAUGUGGGAGACAUUUCUUAUCAUUUUUGGGUUUUAGAAAGAUAAGCAUUAACAAUUUGUUAAAGCCAGAACAAAAAUCAUAAAGAAUUUAGAUAUUGUGACAAUACUAAAAAAGUUAUAAGAGAUAGAUCUGCUGAAGAAGAUCUUAUUUACUAAGGAAUAGAUAGAAAUUCUGAAGAAUUUACCACCUCCUCUAAUUAAUACGAAAUUACCAAUUCCUUAAAAAUUGAUAGCGCAUGAUUUAGAAAAAGAGAAAGAUAAUCAAUUAAACAUAUCACCAUCACAAUGCAAACACUUAUAGUCCAGUUAAUCUCAAUUCGUUCCAAAAUUGAACCCAAUUUUGUCGAAAUCUUACAUCAAUAACUAAUUAAAACUAUAUUUAGAUCAUUGCAAUGUAUUUAAAAAAAAAAAUUAAUAGGAUUCUUAAAAACAGAAAGGGAAACUAUCAACUAGUUUUAUUAAAAGCCCUUGCUCUCCUCUAUCAGACAUUCAAUUAAUACCAUGUGAUGAAAUAGAAGAGCCAACUCCUUAGAAACCAAAAAAAUGA
Paramecium tetraurelia is the source of this 1806-nucleotide messenger RNA. RefSeq lists its product as uncharacterized. The transcript is spliced from 4 exons. NCBI's taxonomy places the organism in Eukaryota, Ciliophora, Oligohymenophorea, Peniculida, Parameciidae. Gene Ontology annotation, biological process: reciprocal meiotic recombination. Gene Ontology annotation, molecular function: double-stranded DNA binding. The record is from RefSeq and is a predicted model, not a curated record. Gene Ontology annotation, cellular component: nucleus.